GGACAUGGAGCCUUUUACAGCUAGGGACAAAGUCCUCCCCUGAUUUAAGCCCAGGUAACUUGUAGCGCAGUUGGUACCCUGGUGUCCCAGGGUCUCUGGAAUCCCAGCCUCACCAUCUUCCUGCCAUCCCAAAGGCAUGCAGGGAGCCUGGGUACUGUUGCUGCUGCUGGGCCUGAGGCUACAGCUCUCCCUUGGUGUCAUCCCAGUUGAGGAGGAGGACCCAGACUUCUGGAACCGCCAGGCAGCCCAGGCCCUGGACACUGCUAAGAAGGUGCUGCCCAUCCAAACGGCUGCCAAGAACCUCAUUAUCUUCUUGGGAGACGGGAUGGGAGUGCCCACGGUGACAGCCACUCGGAUUCUAAAGGCUCAGAUGGAUGGCAAGCUGGGACCUGAGACGCCCCUGGCCAUGGACAACUUCCCCUACCUGGCUCUGUCGAAGACAUACAACGUGGACAGGCAGGUGCCCGACAGCGCAGGCACGGCCACAGCCUACCUGUGUGGGGUCAAGACCAACUAUCAGACCAUCGGUGUGAGUGCAGCCGCCCGCUACAACCAGUGCAACACGACCCGUGGCAAUGAGGUCACCUCCGUGAUGAACCGGGCCAAGAAAGCAGGGAAGUCAGUGGGGGUGGUGACCACCACCAGGGUGCAGCACGCCUCGCCCGCCGGCACGUACGCGCACACGGUGAACCGCAACUGGUACUCGGAUGCCGACAUGCCUGCCGAGGCGCUGGAGGAGGGCUGCCAGGACAUCGCCACGCAGCUCAUCUCCAACAUGGACAUUGAUGUGAUUCUGGGUGGAGGCCGCAUGUACAUGUUUCCCAAGGGGACCCCAGACCCUGAGUACCCGGAUGAUGGCAGCCAGAACGGAACCAGGGUGGACGAGAAGAACCUGGUGCAGGAGUGGCUGGACAAGCACCAGGGUGCCCAGUACCUGUGGAACCGCACGGCGCUCCUUCAGGCGUCCCAGGACCCCUCUGUAACACACCUCAUGGGCCUCUUCGAGCCAGCAGACAUGAAAUAUGAGGCCCAACGAGACCUCGGCCUGGACCCGUCCCUGACGGAGAUGACGGAGGCGGCCCUGAGCGUGCUGAACAGGAACCCCAGUGGCUUCUACCUCUUCGUGGAGGGGGGCCGCAUCGACCACGGUCACCAUGAGGGCAGAGCUUACCUGGCGCUGACUGAGGCCGUCAUGUUCGAUGACGCCAUUGAGAAAGCCAGCCAGCUCACGAGCGAGACGGACACACUGACCCUUGUCACCGCUGACCACUCGCACGUCUUCUCCUUUGGUGGCUACACCCUGCGUGGGAGCCCCAUUUUAGGGCUGGCCCCCAGCAAGGCCUCCGACGGCAAGGCCUACACCUCCAUCCUUUAUGGCAAUGGCCCAGGCUUCGCGCUCAGCGGGGGCUCCCGGCCGGAUGUCAACGAGAGCGAGAGCAUGAGCGCCACGUACAGGCAGCAGGCAGCUGUGCCCCUGUCGUCGGAGACCCACGGCGGCGAGGACGUGGCGGUGUUCGCGCGCGGCCCGCAGGCGCACCUGGUGCACGGCGUGCAGGAGCAGACCUUCGUGGCGCACGUCAUGGCCUUUGCCGCCUGCCUCGAGCCCUACACGGCCUGUGACCUGUCGCCCCCUGCCACCUCCACUGAUGACCCAGACUCCAACGCCACCGACGCCCCUCACGCUAACCCCACGGCCGCCGCGCACCCCGGGCCGGCCUCUGGCCCUCUGUCUUUGCCAGGGCUGGCCGGGGCGCUGCUUCUGCUGCUGGUGUCUGCCACUCACUGA
Ceratotherium simum simum (southern white rhinoceros) is the source of this 1786-nucleotide messenger RNA. Its product is annotated as intestinal-type alkaline phosphatase-like. Gene Ontology annotation, biological process: dephosphorylation. Gene Ontology annotation, molecular function: alkaline phosphatase activity. Gene Ontology annotation, cellular component: plasma membrane. NCBI's taxonomy places the organism in Eukaryota, Metazoa, Chordata, Mammalia, Perissodactyla, Rhinocerotidae. The record is from RefSeq and is a predicted model, not a curated record.